This is a messenger RNA of Fraxinus pennsylvanica, 510 nucleotides long. The record is from the annotation of a GenBank genome assembly. NCBI's taxonomy places the organism in Eukaryota, Viridiplantae, Streptophyta, Magnoliopsida, Lamiales, Oleaceae.
AUGUAUAGAGAAGGCAAGUACGAGGAAGCGCUGGAUUUUUACACCGAAGCGUUUUUUCUGGCCAAGACCAAGCCCAAGCCCCAAAGGGUUGCCCUUCACAGCAAUCGUGCCGCGUGUUAUCUCAAACUCCAAGAUUUCAAGAAGGCAUCGGAAGAGUGUACCUCGGUGCUCGAGCUUGAUCACAAUCACACAGGAGCAUUGAUGUUACGUGCCCAAACGCUGGUCACCCUGAAGGAGUACCAUUCAGCACUUUUUGAUGUCAACAGGCUCAUUGAGUUGAACCCAUCAUCGGAGGUGUAUAAAAAUCUUCAAGCCAUUCUGAAGUCACAAUUGGUAGUCACUUCUUUUUCCUUUAUUCUGCUUUUGCAUUUAUUCAACUAUUCAUCGUCGUUAACUGAUAUCCUGAUUAUUCAUACUGUUCCCAGUUAUGGGAAUUGCUGCUUUAAAAGCUUCGCUGCCCCUAAAACUUCAAUAUAUCUUCCAUGUUCCCGACCAUUGUCAAUGCAUUAA